This is a messenger RNA of Melopsittacus undulatus (budgerigar), 513 nucleotides long. It is a transcript of the gene SPATC1, whose product is annotated as spermatogenesis and centriole associated 1. Gene Ontology annotation, molecular function: protein kinase A regulatory subunit binding. The record is from RefSeq and is a predicted model, not a curated record. The coding region runs from base 1 to 513 and encodes 170 amino acids. NCBI's taxonomy places the organism in Eukaryota, Metazoa, Chordata, Aves, Psittaciformes, Psittaculidae. The transcript is spliced from 3 exons. Gene Ontology annotation, cellular component: centrosome. Gene Ontology annotation, biological process: spermatogenesis.
AUGGACAAUGGGGUUAACCCAUAUAUGGGGGUUCAGGGCUAUAGAGCCGGGACCCGGAAUCCCACAUGGAGGGAGCUCGUAGGGGAAGUGGCGUUCCAGCUGGACAGGAGGAUCCUGGCAAGUGUGUUCCCGGAUCACGAGAGGCUCUAUGGGUAUACAGUGAACAACAUACCUGAGAGGAUCAUGGCGCUGGCUCUGGAGGCCGCCCCGGGCAGCCCGUCGGAGCGCCGGAGCCUGGGUGCUGUGCAGCGGUACCUGAGUGUGAUGCGGCGGCUGCAGAGCCGCGGGUACCGGCGCUCGGUGCACCCGGCGCUGAGCGAGGCUCUGGUCAACACCUGCGGGGUCCUGGCCUCACCCGGAGGCCGCGGCCUCAACCUCAACCUCAGCCCCGGCUGCCUGCGCCGGGCCCUGGCCGAGACCCUGCCGGGGGCGGCGCUGGCGGAUGCGCUGGUGCUGCUGGAGUGUCUGGAGGAGAUGGCCAGAGAGGAUGGACACCCCUUGUUCUGCUGGUGA